AUGAACCUGGAGGCCGAGGCAGUAGAGAUGGCCAUUGCCGUGGGGCUGACAGCGCCCGAGCUUCAGACUGGCGAGGAGGCCGGCCUGCUGCAGGCCAGAGCCGGGAUUCGAACUGUGCGGUGCAGGUCCGGCGCGCGCAUGCUCCGAGGGGGGGGUCAGGUCCGGCCCGCGACCACCCCGGGGCGCAUCCAGCGCGGGGGUCACCCAGCCCGGAGGGCGACGAGUGCCACUGUUGUCGUGCCUACCCAAGGGGUCCCUGUGCCGGGACAGUGGACGCGUAUCAGCGCCCCGAGCUCCCGCCUUCAAGGUGGGCCAGCCCCUGAGUGCGAGGACAGACCCUUGGCCUGCGGCGUGGGCCUCGCUGGGUCAGCGGGGAGCUGGUGUGGCCGCGAGGACGGGCCUGACACUGUCUCAGCCUUCCCCAUCCUCCUGAGACCACUAAUGGACACAGUCCAGCUGACGAGACCUUGUGUGGCAUUUCAGGAGCCAGUGACCUUUCGGGAUGUGGCCGUGAACUUCACGCCAGAGGAAUGGGGGCAGCUGGACCCUGCCCAGAGGACCCUUUACCGCGAUGUGAUGCUGGAGACCUUUGGGCAUCUCGUCGAUGUGGGGCCUGAGCUCCCCAAACCCGAUGUCAUCUCCCAACUGGAACAAGGCGCUGAGCUGUGGACAGCAGAGCAGGGACGUGACCAGGGAUGCUGUCCAGGCUGGGAGGACCGAGCUGGAGACCAGGUGCCAAGGAAGGGUCUCUGUGACCCCCAGUCGCCCAGCGUCACGGAGAGGACAGGAUUCCCGAAGGGUCCCCUGCAGCCUGCCGCGAUGGGAGAGCAGCCCAGCGAGGACCAGGGCGCAUCCGACGGGAGCCCGGGACGAGGGGGUGAAGGCAUCCCCAGCUCAGCCCCGAGUCCAUCGGAGGAGAUGCCGGCAGAAAGCCGCCCGUGCGCUCCCGACGGCAGCUCCUCGGGGAACGCAGCCCCCGAUCCCGACUGUGACUUGGCCCUCGACCCCGGCGUGGACAUCUUGCAGCUGGCCAAGAUGCAGCUGCAGCUGCAGCGCAAGCCCUUCUACUGCCCCGACUGCGGCAAGGCCUUCAACCACAACGCGCACCUGACGGUGCACCGGCGUAUCCACACCGGCGAGCGGCCCUACGCCUGCAAGGAGUGCGGCAAGGCCUUCAGCCAGAACUCGUCGCUGGUGCAGCACGCGCGCAUCCACACCGGCGACAAGCCCUACAAGUGCGCCGACUGCGGCAAGGCCUUCUGCCACAGCACGCACCUGACGGUGCACCGGCGCAUCCAUACGGGCGAGCGGCCCUACACCUGCCAGCACUGCGGCCGCACCUUCAACCAGAACUCGUCGCUGGGCCGCCACCGGCGCACGCACACGGGCGAGCGGCCCUACGCCUGCAGCGUGUGCGGCAAGGCCUUCUCGCGCACCACCUGCCUCUUCCUGCACCUGCGGACGCACACCGAGGAGCGGCCCUACGAGUGCAACCACUGCGGCAAGGGCUUCCGCCACAGCUCGUCGCUGGCCCAGCACCAGCGCAAGCACGAGGGCGAGAAGGCCUACGAGUGCCGCCAGCGGCUGCUGCUCCAGCACGCGGCCGCGCUGGCCCGGCGCGAGUGGACGCAGAGCCUGGGCGUGCAGGACGACAAGCCCUUCCGCUGCGGCCAGUGCGGCAAGGGCUUCGUCCAGAGCUCACACCUCAUCCGCCACCAGGUCGUCCACACCCGCGAGGGGCCGCGUGGGCGGGGGCGCGGGCGAGGGCGAGGGCGCAGCCGGGGUGCACAGCCCCUCGGGGGCCCGUGCUCCACGGACAGCCCUGUGGACAAUCAGUACCCCGGGGGCAGUGCUGUGAGUGGUGGGGGCACACACCCCCUCCAGAGCCCAAUCCCCAGGGACAGUCCGUCAGACUGUGGUGGUGCACCCCCCAUCCCGUUCACCCAUCCCCGGGACAGCCCCGCAGACGGUGGGGGGGCGCACCCCAUCCCGUUCACCCAUCCCCGGGACAGCCCCGCAGACAGUGGGGGGGCGCACCCCAUCCCGUUCACCCAUCCCCGGGACAGCCCCACAGACAGUGGGGGGGCGCACCCCAUCCCGUUCACCCAUCACCAGGACCCCGCAGACAGUGAGGGGGCGCACCCCAUCCCGUUCACCCAUCCCCGGGACAGCCCCGCAGACAGUGGGGCGCCACACACUCUUCAGUUCCCUCAUCCCAUGGACAGACCGGUGGAUAGUGGGGGCUCACCCCCCCUCCCGUUCCCGCACCCCGGGAACAGCCCCGCAGCAGGAAGGGGUGCACCCUCUCUCCAGAACCCACUCCCUCAUCCUGGGUACAGCCCUGCAGGUGGUGAGGGUCCACACCCUUUGUCAUUCCCGUACCCCGGAGAGAGCCCCAUGGAUGGUGGGGGGGCACCUCCCCUCCAUUUCCCCUACCCCGGGGAUGGUUCUGUACCUCCGGCCAGCAGGCCCCUGGCGGUGCUGGAGGUCCACAAGGUGAUGCAGGAGAAGCUCCUGCCUGACACGGAAGAGCUGCCUGCAGACAGAGCCCUGCUGCUGGACAUCAGGGAGUCCACAUCAUGUUACUUCACCUCAUGGACAGGUGGUGAGGGGCCUCAGGAGCAGGACUGGUGCACUCUGCUGAGGAAGACCCUUCACCUCGUGGACAGAGGCCAUGGGGGCUCAGGGACCAGACUCCCGGGCUGCAGCCAGAGUGGGAAGAGCCUGCAGGAUGUCCUGGACGUUUCUCUGGAGCCCCUCUGCAUGGCAGAUGUAGGGCUUCUCGCCCGUGUGGAUGCGCUGGUGCUCCACCAGGUAGGCACUCACGCUGAAGGCCUUGCCGCACGCGGCGCACUCGUAGGGCUUCUCGCCCGUGUGGCUGCGCUGGUGCUGGCUGAGCUGCGAGCUCUGCACGAAGGCCUUCCCGCACCGGCCGCACGCGUACGGCCUCUCCCCGCUGUGCGUCCGCUGGUGGGUGACCAGGGCCGUCUUCCACAUGAAGGUGCGGCCACACUCGGCGCACGCGUAGGGCCGCUCGCCCGUGUGGACGCGCUGGUGCUGGCUGAGGUCCGAGCUGCCCUUGAAGGCCUUGCCGCAGGACAGGCACUCGUAGGGCUUCUCGCCCGUGUGGAUCUUGUGGUGCUCGAUGAGGGUGGAGCUCUGGCCGAAGGCCUUGCCGCACUCCACGCAGCGGUACGGCCUCUCCCCGCUGUGCGUCCGCUGGUGGCGGAUGAGCGGCGAGCUCCAGCGGAAGGCCUUGCCGCACUGCGGGCACUGGUAGGGCUUCUCGCCCGUGUGGAUGCGCUGGUGCUUGCGCAGGUCCGAGCUGCCGCGGAAGGCCUUGCCGCACUCCCGGCACGCGUACGGCUUCUCCCCGCUGUGUGUCCGCUGGUGGAGCGUGAGCGUGGAGUUCUGGAUGAAGAGCUUACCGCACUCUGCGCACUCGUAGGGCUUGACGCCGGUGUGGAUGCGCUGGUGCUCGAUGAGGUUGGACCGGCACCGGAACACUUUGCCACACGCGCCGCACAGAGCUUCGCGCCCACCGGGGCCUGUGUGGGGGCCUGCGAGGGGGCCUGCUUCCCGCCCACCGGGGCCUCCGAAGGGGCCUGCGAGGGGGCCUGCUUCCCGCUAGCUGGGAUCUUCAAGGGCACCUGCUUCCCGCUUACCAGGGGCUGUGAGAGGGCCUGCUUCCUGGUCACUGGGGCCUGCGAGGGGGCCAGCUUUGGAGUCUGCUCUGCACUUGCUCCUGGCACAUCUGGCACUGGGCCCUCCUCUUCCACACCAAGCACCUCUUGUUUGACAGCGCUGCUGGGCAGCCUGGUGCCCUCACAGCCUUUUGCCCCAGAAGAUGUUUCCACCCUGCAUUCCAACUCCUCGCCCUUCUGGCUGGCACGCCCACCCCUCACAGCGGUGCUCCCACCGCUCACACACCUGCACUCCAUCCUUCACCCCUCGCCCCGGCACCUCUUCCUUCACACCGCACCCUUCGGCUUCUGCACCCAGCACCGGCGGGGCCUCCGCGCACCGCCAGCACCGCCCCACAAAGGCCAGUCCCGCGCACCCUUGAAGACUACAACUCCCAGCGUGCCGCGGGCGGCCCAGCGGCUUCCCCCACUUCUCACCUGGCUGGGCAUCGGCUCCUCUGAGCUGCUGUCCAGCAGGAGCCAUCAGGGUGGACACUGGCUGUCCGUUGACCUCCGGGCCCGUCUGGAUGUGCGUGAUGGGUCUCCCCAGGUAACGUCCUGGCAGUGCUCGGAGACAGUGUGCUGGCUGCACGUGGCCGUCAGGAACGUCUCCAUAUGGAGGACUCCCAGAGCGCCCGUCCUGUAUCCCACCUGCCUGCUGCUGCCCAUGGCUCUUCACAUGAGUCCUCUCAGCCUUGCGCCCUGGGAACAGGAAAGCUUCCUGCAAGUGAAGGUGGAAGAUGACGAGGCCGACUUCUCUCAGGGCCAGGAAUCAGGUGCGGGUGGCCACACUGCUCGCUCCGAGGCCGCCCGCCUGAGCUUCCGAAGCUUCCGCUACCAGGAAGCAGCUGGGCCCCUCGAGGCCCUGGCCCGGCUGCGCCAGCUGUGCCACCAGUGGCUGCGGCCCGAGGCUCGUUCCAAGGAGCAGAUGCUGGAGCUGCUGGUGCUGGAGCAGUUCCUGGGGGUGCUGCCCCCCGAGAUCCAGGCCUGGGUGGGGGCCCAGUCCCCUGAAAGUGGUGAAGAGGCUGCCAGGCUGGUGGAGGAUCUAACCCAGGUGCUCGACAAGAGAGGGUGGGAGCUGGGGCCCGAGCUGGCUGCGGCAAGCCCCAAACAGAACAAUUCAGAAGAGUCAUGGCCCCCAGACACAGUCGCUGAACCCCUCACAGGUGGGGUGUCCACGGGACCUGCUCAUGGCAGCACCUGUGAGCCUGAGAGCAGCACAGAGAGACAGGCAGGACCCCACGAGGCUAUAGCAGCCCAGCAGACAGAUUUCUGGAAAACUUCAGGUCCUGCCAACGAGGCCUUCACAGGCCGGCCUUGCUGUGGCGACGGUGCCUUGAGGACCAAUCCCAGCGUGUGUGCAGACCUUGACUCUGGAGAGAAAGCUCCUUCAGAAGGGAAAUCCCAUCCUCUGUGUGGUUCUGAGACUGAGUGUCCACACACAUACUUGGGGAUCAGGUCUCCUAAGUGUGGCCCCUGUGGGAAGACAUUCAGGAGCCCCUCCGCCCUUCAGGCACAUCAGAAGAGCCAUUCUCGGAAGACACCACAUACCUGCGGUGAGUGUGGGAAAGCCUUCAGCCGGAGCACUCACCUGGCCCAGCAUCAGGUCGUCCAUACAGGACUGAAGCCCCAUGAGUGCAAGGACUGUGGGAAAGCCUUCAGCCGAGUCACCCACCUCACGCAGCACCAGAGGAUUCACACUGGGGAGAAGCCCUACCGGUGUGGAGAAUGUGGCAAAGCCUUCAGCCGCAGCACCCACCUGACCCAGCACCGGCGGGUGCACACGGGCGAGCGGCCCUACGAGUGUGAGGCCUGCCGGAAGGCCUUCAGCCAGAGCACCCACCUGACCCAGCACCAGCGCAUCCACACGGGGGAGAAGCCCUACAGGUGCCACGUGUGUGAGCGAGCCUUCAGUGACUGCUCAGCCCUGAUCCGACACCUCAGGGUCCACUCUGGGGAGAAGCCCUAUCAGUGUAAGGUCUGCCCAAAGGCCUUUGCCCAGAGCUCCUCCCUCAUCGAGCACCAGCGGACUCACACGGGAGAGAAGCCCUACAAGUGCAGUGACUGUGGGAAGGCCUUCAGCCGCAGUUCAGCCCUCAUGGUCCAUCUACGGAUCCACGUCACAGUGCAGCAGUGA
Molecule: messenger RNA, 5820 nt
Organism: Elephantulus edwardii (Cape elephant shrew)
Lineage: Eukaryota; Metazoa; Chordata; Mammalia; Macroscelidea; Macroscelididae
Exons: 15
Coding region: 1-5820 (1939 amino acids)
Biological process (GO): regulation of transcription by RNA polymerase II
Molecular function (GO): DNA-binding transcription factor activity, RNA polymerase II-specific; RNA polymerase II cis-regulatory region sequence-specific DNA binding
Source: RefSeq, a predicted model, not a curated record